UCAACAAAAUUGUCAGUCAUAUUUAGUUACACAAUUUUUUCUUUCAAAUAAUAUUAUAUUAAUAAAAUUUGGUGAUAAUCUUCGAUCCUUAAACAACAAUUUGAAUUAACUGUAUGAUUUAUACGUCUAUAUCAAUAACGAUCAGUUGAUUCCUCCAUUUCCGCCGAGUGCUCGAUGCCAUAUUGACAAUUUGUAAAACCGAAAAGAGCAAAUAUUUAGGUAAAAAGUAUUUAAUUUUUUUAGUAAACAAUAAUUAAAAAGUGCUUAUAGUAUGACUUCAACAAGUGUGAAUAUUGGUAUAACUGGAAAUAAAAAUUCGAGUAGGGUCCUAAAACCACCAGGCGGUGGACAUACCGAUAUUUUUGGGAUUAAAGCUGCGUCUGAAAUAAAAAUCCAUGACAAACAACCAAAUGUUCAGGAGAAGAGCAACGAACCUAUUCUUGAUGAAAACACAAUAAUACCUCUUCAAGACUCUAAAAAUAAGGAUAAGAAAGAUAUACCAGAACCCCCAAGAAGAGUAAGAGUUCCUCCAGGUGGUUUUUCGUCUGGAUUGUGGUAAAAUUUCCCAAUAUGCAGUGUCAUUUAACGUAACGUUAUAUAUGUUGAAAGUUGUAGUUCUUCUUCGAAUUAGUUAACAAUAGAUUCAAGUUAACAAGCUUUGUCAAAAAUGUUGAAAUUUUAAUUCUGUGAAUAAUAAUUUUUCGGAACAAA
Molecule: messenger RNA, 711 nt
Organism: Diabrotica virgifera virgifera (western corn rootworm)
Lineage: Eukaryota; Metazoa; Arthropoda; Insecta; Coleoptera; Chrysomelidae
Exons: 1
Coding region: 272-559 (95 amino acids)
Cellular component (GO): nucleus
Source: RefSeq, a predicted model, not a curated record